AAAACAUCCCUGUACAGAGGACUUAUUAUUAAUAAAGGAAUAUUUGUUAUAUGAAACUUUAACCUGUUUCACUCAAAAUACCGGAUUAUCUCACAUACAUUGUAGUGCAAUCUAACAAGCCGGUAUGGACAUUUUUAUGAUGUGCGACAAUAAGUUGAUAGAUAUGCAAAAUCCGAUGGGAUGAGUUGAUAUUGGAAAACUGACAAGGCGGAGAUUGUCCCAUUGUUACAACAACUUUAAAAAGCAAUAGUUUCACUGACGACUCUGCUUGAAUUCAGAACUCGUUUGCUUCACAUUUCUGGUGAGGGAAGAACUAUUGAAAAUCUCAGGACACGGAUUUAAAUAAGCCAAAUUAAUUCACAAUCAUAUCAUAUGUUUGAUUAAUACUGUUAUAAAAUGGAUACUUCUACAAACCCUCGAUAAUGCAACACAAACGUAUUAGCAUUAACGCUUUUGUAAAGGAUAAACACAAAUGUUUUAAUGUAACUGAAAAACAGUUUUGAUUAACAUGUAGUAAAAAUUGCGACAGUGAAACAUCUAAAAGACACCGAAAAUGGAAUUAAAUGAUAGUGAUCAGUCAAAUGUCACAACUGUGAAUGAAGUAGUUUUUAUAAGGGAUGGCAAAACAUUUGAAGAUGCUGAAAAAGAUCAAUUGAAAAUUUUCAUUUGGCCGCUUAUAUUUACGUUCAUAUUUGCAGUGCUGGGAUUUAUAGGAAACAGUAUUGUGAUAUAUAUCUACUGGAGAAAGUGGAAGAAAAAUAAGACCCGUGUAUUCAUUUUGACCUUGGCUAUGCUAGAUUGGUUGAACUGUGUAUUUAAUAUGCCAGUUGAAAUUGCCGUUUUGUGGCACCCAUUAUCGUUCGAUUUACAUUACUUAUGUAAAAUUUCACGAGGUUGCACUUUCUUUAUCAACAACACAGGAUCAUUGGUUCUUGUAUCUAUUGCGAUAGAACGUUAUAUUCUAGUAUAUUACCCUUUGAAGAGUAGGCAACUUACGCCCAAAUUUGCAAAAGGUAUGUGCUUACUUGCUUUCACAAUAACUUCAGUAUUUUCAUGGCCGUCCUUCGUUUUCUACGGCAGCCACACACUUACCAUUCCGUUUGCAAAGGGUGUCAAUGUUGUAGGGAAGACAUGUUUAAUUGCUGACGAACACGAGUUUAGAACUGGACUGCUCUUGAUUUUCACCACGGUAUUGUUUGCCCUGCUUGUUCUGACAUUUGUAGUGCUAAUUGUGCUGUAUAUCGCAAUUGGGAGAAAAAUCUACAUUGCUACAUGCACAGACAUAACGUCAGAUGGAAAAGAAGAAGUAACUAGUUUAUUCAGCAAAAGUAUAAUUUCUGCGAUAACUGGAGUUGCAAAACCCACAGAAAUGAAAAGAAAUUCAAUUAGCAGACACACAAACAGUUUCAGUGGCGGCGACCAAAUGAAGGUUUCCAAAAAUUGUCAGGAACGCACGUUAUCUAGCAUAAAUGAAGCGGUCGAAAUUGAGGACUCGAAAAAAAACACUGACCCGGAUGAAAAGUUAUCUCCGUUGCGAUACAAGCGUAACAGUCGAAAAUUUUCGACAGUAAAAACAAAACCAACCAGAAAAAAUACUGUGAUGAUGAGAAUGGUUACCAUAGCAUUCAUGGUAUCAUUCACGCCAUUUUUAUGUAUUCUCAUAAUACGUUACUCGAACCCGAAGUACUACUUUGGACUAGAUAAAUCAGGAAAAAUUGCCUAUCAUGUCUUUUUGAGAACUUAUUUCAUAAAUAGUAUGGUCAAUCCUUUUAUCUAUGGAUUCAUGAACCUACAUUUCAGAAAACUGGUGAAGGAAUUAUUGUCAAACGUGUUUUGCAGUAAGUGUUGUAGAAGGAAUUAAUUCAAUAUUUAGUGUAAUUUGAAACUACAUUUUGAAUAACCCAACUUGUAACAGAUGUUUUUCUGCCAAUGCUUUCUUAGAUCUAUCCUUGUCCGCAUGUCAGUCCGUCUACCCGGAUGUCUGUACGUCCGUCCAUCAGUUCGAUUUCGUGUUGUGUGUAUCUUAAUAAAAUGUUUGACAUAAAGUCAUCCAACCUGAAGGGAUUGUUGAUCAGUAUGUGAAGUUGUAGUAACGGGGUUUUGUUUUUGUUCGAGAUUUCAAAAUCAUGAAACCUUUCGGCAUUUGAAAUUAUGUAACUGCAGUUUAAACUUGGGUCUUACUUGGGAUUUCAUACAUUAAAUGCCUGUCUAAAUAAAAAUCCAUUGUUAAUAUCUGACCAAUUAAAUGUUGUGAUUUUUAAGUUAAGUGCCAUACUUCAUGUUCGAAAAUGGCAAUAAUUACCAGUUAUGGGAUUUUGUUUCCGAAAAGUGCAAAAGCGGUCAACUUCGAACAAUAUUUAUAUAAGUUCCUUUGAAAGUCUUGAUAACGAUACAUGAUGUCAAUAAUAUAGAUUAUGUAAAUCAAACAGCAGACAAUGGACAAACAAAUAAAUUUACAUGUAAAACGUGA
Mercenaria mercenaria is the source of this 2470-nucleotide messenger RNA. RefSeq names its product neuropeptide S receptor-like. Gene Ontology annotation, cellular component: membrane. Bases 554 to 1861 code for a protein of 435 amino acids. The record is from RefSeq and is a predicted model, not a curated record. The transcript has 2 exons. Lineage: Eukaryota; Metazoa; Mollusca; Bivalvia; Venerida; Veneridae. Gene Ontology annotation, molecular function: G protein-coupled peptide receptor activity. Gene Ontology annotation, biological process: neuropeptide signaling pathway.